UCCGUCUCCCGGAGACAAGCAGUGUACACAGAAGUGAGGUUCCAGAAGGACCUGCACAGGGAAUUAUCCCCCAAUUAUCAGAGAUAACAGAGUUGGCCCGAGAGCUCCGCAAGGGUGGAUAUCCUUCUCGUUCCAUUCUUCCAAAUGGCCUCCGACAUCAUUCCAGCGCUGUCGCUAGAAGCAGCCUUAUGGACGGUUGUGGUUUUGGUGUGCACCUUACUGCUGGCGAUGAUAAUAGAGAGACACUGGCACAUGGGCAAACUCCAGCGGCUGGGGUACACUGGGCCACGACCCAAUCUUCUUCUGGGAACCCUGCGAGAAUUCACAAAGGUUUCCGGCGAGUUCCCCUACGGCUGGCAAAGGAUCUUCGACGCUUACGGCUCUCAAGUUGGAGACGUCAAAGGAAAAUGCCUCGCGAUGUAUAUGGGGAGGCUGCCAUGCGUCAUCGUCACAGAUCCCGACGUCAUCCAAACCAUAGCCAUCAGACAUUUCGACAAUUUCAGGAACAGGAUGUUUUGUGAGGUGGGCAAAAACCGCGGAGUGAUAGCAGCGAGGGACCAGGCCUGGAAGAACGCCAGGCAUACUUUGGCUCCGGCGUUUUCUCAAGCCAAAAUGAAACACAUGUCGCACGCAAUGAACAAGUCGCUGAGCUUGACGUUCGAUAUCAUUGAGGAACACAUCGCUGAUGACAAGCCUGUCGAUGUCCUCAGAGUGUUCAGAGGCCUCACGAUGGAAGUGAUCUGCAAGUGCGGGCUGGGGCUGGAAGUGAACGCCCAGAGGAAAAGGCAACAUCCGCUUCUGCUCUCCGCUAUCAAGAUCUUCGAGGAUUACGGCUACGAUAACAUGAAGAGACUUCUUAUCACUCUGUUCCCGAAAUUCACUACGACCGUCAUCAAUUUCUUCGACCUGGGAUUCACGCCUUCAGAAACAGCGGUGUUAGAAUGCGUCAAGAAAGUAAUUCAUGAACGCAUGAUGUCACCUCAGACUGGGAAAACCCUAGACGCCCUCCACUUCAUGAUGGAGGCGGCCCAGCUCAUUGCGACAGAGGACUCGGAAGCAGCAUCUCCGGCGACGAAUGGCCACGCAUGCACGAACGGAAACGGCAUUGCCAAAAGCGCCUGGUUCGUCCAACAACAAGAUGUUGCCAGUAACGGACUGAAGGAUGGUGGUCUCACCAAUGGUAAACACGCAGAGCAGGCGAAGACCAAAAAACCGAAACUAACCACCGACGAGGUCGCAGCCAACGCCUUCCUUCUGCUGCUGGCUGGAUACGAGACGACCUCAGCUGCCCUGGCCUUCACGAGCUACCUGCUGGCGAAGAACCCUCACGUGCAGCAGCGUCUCUACGAGGAAAUCAGCGAGCACGUUGAAAAUGAGGAUGACCUGACGUAUGACAUGGUGGGUCAGCUACAGUACCUGGACAUGGUCAUCAACGAAUCUCUGCGGUGCUACCCACCAGCUGGAAACGUGGUAACGCGGGAGGUAGACAAGGACUUCGAGUACCGAGGGCUCAAGUUUCCAGCCAAAUCCUACGUCCUGCUGCCAAUCGCUUACACGCACUACAAUCCAGACCUCUGGGACGAUCCUAUGACAUUCGACCCCGAGAGAUUUCACCCGGACAGAAAGAAGGACAUCCACCCCGCUGCUUUCAUGCCUUUUGGGUUGGGGCCACGCCAAUGCAUGGGGACCAGAUUCGCUCUGAUGGAGGCGAAGCUGGCCGUCUCCCGCUUGGUCAUGAGAUUCCGUCUGGACGUCUGCCCCCUCACGGAGAUGAACCUCAAAACGAGAGCGUCCAUUCUCAUCCUGUCGCCUGCUUCCGGGAAACUGUACCUGAGGUGUUACAAGAGGAAAGACUGAAUUCUCGAGCCUGUAUAUGGAGAAGAAGAAUACUCCCUGGCGAAAGCUUGUCCAGACGCCUAAUUUCAAAGCCGGUUUGCUUGGGUCUAUUGCUUUUAGAAUUGGGUAAGUGGUUUGCGAUCGUGGAUCUAGGAAUUCCGUGAGACUUUCACAGAAGACUUUAAUUAGUAAGAAUUAGUUUUAACGUUCAGUUCCCCGACUUGGUCGAAGGUUCCAGCGGCUACGAAAUGUAAGUGGCAAAGCUGUGACUGGUUUAUUUAAUGUAUGUCUUAUUCUAUGAAUUCAGUGUUAUUAUUUACCAUGGCUAUGCAUUAUCUUAUUCACAAGAAUGAAUGUUAUGUUAUAGGUUACUCUAAAAAUGAAAAUGCUAACACUAAUAAUGUAAAAUAAAAA
Macrobrachium nipponense is the source of this 2250-nucleotide messenger RNA. RefSeq names its product cytochrome P450 3A6-like. The record is from RefSeq and is a predicted model, not a curated record. The transcript has 13 exons. Bases 145 to 1857 code for a protein of 570 amino acids. NCBI's taxonomy places the organism in Eukaryota, Metazoa, Arthropoda, Malacostraca, Decapoda, Palaemonidae. Gene Ontology annotation, molecular function: heme binding; oxidoreductase activity, acting on paired donors, with incorporation or reduction of molecular oxygen; iron ion binding.